UGCUACAUCGCUGGAGACGUGGGUCGUGGUUCGUGAUUUGUAAACAAACUGUUGGCAAACAUAUGAAAUUUUUUUGAAUAGUGUUUUGCAUUUGAUUGGAUUAUGGAUAUCGAAGUAGAGAAUGUUCUGAAGCUGAUAUUUCCAAAUGAAGUACCCGAUAACUGGAAGGAGAAUCCAGAUGUUGUUUUGUAUCUAUCCAAGCUUGGCUCAUUUCAUGUCGAACAGUUGAUCAAAGAACCAGAGCGUCUCAAUGAGGAAAAAUCUGCAGUACUGGAACAAACUCAAGAACUUGCAUUUUCUAACUAUAAAACUUUUAUUCAAACUGCAGAAUGUUCCAGAGAAAUAUUCAAACAGUUUGGACAUGUUGAACAUCACCUGGACGCACUGAAAACAAAGCUACCAGAGUUCUCCCACAAGUGCCAAGAAUUUGGGCAGAAGUCAAGCAAUAUUAAUGCACAUCGUCGCCUAAACUCUCUGACUUUAACGAGGAAUGCUCAGCUCUUGGAAGUGUUGGAACUGCCUCAACUAAUGGAAACCUGCAUACGCAAUGGCAGUUAUGAAGAGGCACUAGAGCUAGCUGCGUAUGUUAGACGACUUGGAAGAAAACAUGGUCAUAUACCAAUCAUUGCUGGCAUUGUUAAGGAAGUUGAAGCUGCCUGGUUGGCUAUGCUGCAUCAACUUCUUGCACAGUUGCGUACUGACCUUCAACUGCCACGAUGUCUGGCUGUGGUUGGCUACCUACGAAGAAUGGGUAUCUUUUCUGAAGCAGAACUCAGGUUGAAAUUCCUGCAGGCAAGAGAUUCAUGGCUCCAAGGAUUACUUGCUUCCAUACCUAAAGAUGAUGCAAGUCAGCAUUUGAAUAAAACGAUUGAGCUUACCAGAAUACAUCUUUUUAACAUUGUAACACAGUUCAGAGCUAUAUUCAGUGAUGAAGAACCUAUUCUUCCAUCUCCGAGAGACCAAAAUGUAAAUGAAACUGCUAUUUUUUAUUCUUGGAUAACAGAGAAGAUUCACAAUUUUUUGAACACCUUGGAGAGGGACGUGGAUCGUGCCAAUACUUCUUUAGACUCUGUUCUGGGUCAGUGUAUGUAUUUUGGAUUAUCAUUCAGCAGAGUUGGUGCAGAUUUCAGGGGUCUGCUAGCACCCGUUUUUAUUAAAACAGUCACACAGAAUUUUGAGAAGGCAGUCCGUAAAGCAAAUAAAAAAUUUGAACAGGACAUGGAGUCUUUUACAGUUUCUAAAACACCAUCAAAUGUAAGAACUUCUCCAUCACCUACCACAGGAAAACAGGAUCAUCCACCAGAAAGUCUGAUAGAAUUUUAUCCCCUUGCUGAAUACUGUAAUGGUCUGCUGUCUGCACUAAAUGAAUUAAGAUUGUGUGCACCUAUUGCUGUUGCAAAUAGCAUUACAAAAUGCCUGCAAGAGUCUCUUGGUAGUGCGGUCAAGACCAUUCUUGGAUAUCACAAGCAGGAACAAGGAACGCUACUUCCCGCUGAAAGAGAGACAUUCAGCAGAUUUUGUUGUUGUCUGACUGAGGACUUGUUUCCUCAUUUGCAGAGGUGCCUGCAUGCAAUAUUUCCACCAGCAACAUUGGCAACACAUUUGGGUGUAUCAGUGCAGCAAAUACAAAAAGAGGGGCUGACAUUCCUGGAUCGAAUGGCAGUUGUGGAGCCCAUCCGACACCUUUUGCCUUUGCGAGUGAGUUCCACAUCAGUUACUCAGAAACUUCUUACCACAGCAGGUUCAGAAGAAACUGAGAACAUAUUAGAGAAAAGUACAGAGACCCAAGAUGAUGAUUCGAGUUCAGUGCCAGAUACUACACCGACUGAUGUGGCUCAAGAAACCACUGGUUCUAUACAACAAAAUGAUGAUGAAAAGAAGACUUAGUAGACUCACGUUGUUUGAGUCAAUGUAUACGGAAGCAAACUGUUUUCUGUACUAGAGUAUAAUACAGUAUCCAUAUGCUAUUCUGUGUUACAUAUCAAAUACAAGGAAUGGAAGGGAGAUAUAAAUACAUGAAAAUAAACAUUUACAAUUAUGAGAUGCAUUACCAAAGUGGUAAUUAAGUCAUGGUGCUAUUGAACAAAGAGUAGUUUACAAUGCAGGUUGAUAAAUUAUGUCCUCUGUAGAAAUAUACAAAGUAUUUAUUACUAAAUGAAACCGAAGG
Molecule: messenger RNA, 2167 nt
Organism: Schistocerca piceifrons (Central American locust)
Lineage: Eukaryota; Metazoa; Arthropoda; Insecta; Orthoptera; Acrididae
Gene: Cog8
Product: conserved oligomeric Golgi complex subunit 8
Exons: 9
Coding region: 103-1887 (594 amino acids)
Biological process (GO): intra-Golgi vesicle-mediated transport
Cellular component (GO): COG complex
Source: RefSeq, a predicted model, not a curated record